CUACUAUACAUAUCAAAGCGUAUGUGUGGCACACGUUGCGCCGCAGCUGUUUGCAAGAUUGCGCUUCCCAUUUUGUUUCUUUCAGUGCUUAUGCACGCCGCAGCCGCGUUCGAGCACUAUUCAGAGGCUACGCCGCCCAACCCCAGUGCUGAACCCCGAGUGGGCACUGUUGGGGACGUACUGGCGCUGCCAGAGCCCCAGGCAGCCCCUGCAGCAGGCAGCAGUAACAGCGGAGCGCAGACCCUGACCGUCGGCGGUGGCAAGGUCAGCCUCGACGAGCUCGGGCCAGCCAUAGUUGCCGAGGACGGGACGCUGCGGCGUAUCGCCAACUGGGCGCAGCUGACGGAGCGGGAGCGGCAGGUGGCGCUGCGGCGCAUCGGCGCGCGCAACCAGGAACGCAUAGCGGCCCUCAAGCAGCAGCAGGAGCAGCAGGAGCAACACGGCGCAAGUGGGCAGCCCAGUGAGGAGCAGGCGCAUAAGGCGCAACAGGACCAGAAGGCAGCCCACCAGCCCGAGCAGGAGUUGUAAGGGAUUGACAAGCGCGGUUCCCACAGGUCACGUCACAGCGGCAACUGUCUGUGCAGCAGGGCGGCGCGGGCCGCAUGUCCCGGUACAGCACAGCUGGGGGUAGCGCAGCGGCGGAGCCUGAGGUGGACGCGGCGGAGCAGGCCGGCGGGCAGCGGGUGCUGCGGCUGGGCGCGUCGGACUUUGUCUUCAUAGCGCUGCUGGUGGCGGUGCUGGUGUGCGUUCUGCCGUAUAAAGUGC
Chlamydomonas reinhardtii is the source of this 765-nucleotide messenger RNA. RefSeq lists its product as uncharacterized. Bases 91 to 528 code for a protein of 145 amino acids. The record is from RefSeq and is a predicted model, not a curated record. Lineage: Eukaryota; Viridiplantae; Chlorophyta; Chlorophyceae; Chlamydomonadales; Chlamydomonadaceae. The transcript is spliced from 5 exons.